GCGCUCUCCGCCCGGCUGGCGCUCUAGUGCCGCCGGCGCCUCAUCGGCUGCUGUGGACACCGGGAGCUUUCCGGUGAGCCCGAUCCAGCGCAGGUAGCCUGUGGAGCCGUUUGGCCCCGCCAAGGCCCCCGAGGCCCACUUUCCCUGUCGUUGGCCGUCAGCCAGCAGGCCUGGCCGCUGUACCGCGAGGAGAACACCUCCUCAGGGCCAUGCCCAGGCCGAGUAGCGUCUCCCAGCGGCCGUCGGCUCCUGGAGGGGGCGGCGGUAGCGGCCCGGCGCCGUGUGGCCCUGCGGGAGGCGGCCGGGCCAAGGGGCUGAAGGACAUUCGUGUAGACGAGGAGGUGAAGAUCGCGGUCAAUAUCGCUCUGGAGCGUUUCCGAUACGGGGACCAGAGAGAAAUGGAAUUUCCUUCUUCUUUGACCAGUACGGAAAGAGCCUUUAUUCAUCGAUUGAGUCAGUCUCUUGGUUUGGUUUCUAAAAGUAAAGGAAAGGGAGCAAGUAGAUACCUAACUGUGAAGAAGAAAGAUGGAUCAGAAACAGCUCAUGCAAUGAUGACCUGUAAUUUGACUCAUAAUACAAAACAUGCUGUUAGGAGCCUAAUUCAAAGAUUUCCUGUCACCAGUAAAGAGCGUACUGAACUUCUGCCUAAAACAGAAAGAGGAAAUGUGUUUGCAGUUGAAGCUGAAAACCGGGAAAUGAGCAAGACAAGUGGGCGACUCAACAGUGGCUUAUCUCAGAUUCCAGUGAAAAGAGGAGAAUCUGAAUUUGAUUCUUUCAGGCAGUCUCUGCCAGUGUUUGAGAAACAAGAAGAAAUUGUUAAAAUAAUUAAGGAAAAUAAAGUAGUUUUGAUUGUAGGAGAAACUGGGUCUGGAAAGACUACACAGAUUCCUCAGUUCCUUUUAGAUGAUUGCUUUAAAAAUGGUAUCCCCUGCCGUAUAUUUUGUACUCAACCAAGACGAUUAGCAGCUAUUGCUGUGGCUGAAAGAGUUGCUGCAGAGAGAAGAGAAAGGAUUGGUCAGACAAUUGGGUAUCAGAUCCGUUUAGAAAGCAGGGUUUCUCCAAAGACACUUCUGACGUUUUGCACCAAUGGGGUACUGCUUCGUACUCUGAUGGCAGGAGAUAGUUCAUUGUCAACCGUGACACAUGUUAUUGUGGAUGAAGUACAUGAAAGGGAUCGGUUUAGUGAUUUUUUACUUACAAAGUUAAGAGAUUUGUUGCAGAAGUACCCAACUUUGAAACUAAUUCUUUCUAGUGCUGCCUUAGAUGUAAACCUUUUUAUGAGAUAUUUCGGGAGUUGUCCAGUGACAUACAUACAGGGAAGACCAUUUGAAGUAAAAGAAAUGUUUCUGGAAGACAUUUUAAGAACUACUGGAUACACAAACAAAGAAAUGUUAAAAUACAAAAAGGAAAAACAACGAGAAGAAAGACAACAAACCACACUUACAGAAUGGUACUCAGCUCAAGAGAAUACUUUCAAGCCUGAAUCUCAGAGACAGAGAGCUGUCCCAAAUGUAACUGAAGAAAAUGAUUUAUUGGAUGAUGGUGGUGAUGCCGCCUUCAGUCAGUUGACAGAAAAAGAUGUGAAUUGCCUUGAACCAUGGUUAAUAAAGGAAAUGGAUGCUUGUCUUUCUGACAUAUGGCUGCGUAAAGAUGUUGAUGCCUUUGCUCAGGUCUUUCACCUUAUUUUAACUGAAAAUGUUAGUGUGGAUUACAGACAUAGUGAAACCAGUGCAACAGCUUUGAUGGUUGCUGCAGGACGAGGUUUUUCAAGUCAAGUAGAACAGUUAAUUAGUAUGGGAGCCAAUAUUCAUAUUAAAGCAUCAAAUGGCUGGAUGGCUUUAGAUUGGGCUAAACACUUUGGACAGACUGAAAUUGUGGAUCUUCUAGAAUCUUACAGUGCUUCAUUGGAAUUUGGAAAUUUAGAUGAAAGUUCUUUGGUUCAAACAAAUGGGAGUGAUCUCAGUGCAGAAGACAGAGAGCUCCUGAAAGCUUAUCAUCAUAGUUUUGAUGAUGAAAAAGUAGACUUGGAUUUGAUCAUGCAUCUUCUAUACAAUAUCUGCCAUAGUUGUGAUUCUGGUGCAAUAUUGAUUUUCCUGCCUGGAUAUGAUGAAAUUGUUGGUCUGAGGGAUCGCAUCCUGUUUGAUGACAGGCGGUUCGCUGACAAUACUCAUAGGUACCAAGUCUUUAUGCUUCAUUCAAAUAUGCAAACAUCUGAUCAAAAGAAGAUAUUAAAAAACCCACCUGCAGGUGUUCGAAAAAUAAUCCUUUCCACCAAUAUUGCUGAAACCAGCAUCACAGUCAAUGACGUUGUCUUUGUUAUUGAUUCUGGUAAAGUGAAAGAGAAAUCCUUCGAUGCACUGAAUUUUGUUACAAUGUUAAAAAUGGUGUGGAUUUCCAAAGCUAGUGCCAUACAGCGAAAAGGCAGGGCAGGGCGAUGCAGACCUGGAAUUUGUUUCCGGCUGUUCAGUAGACUUCGAUUCCAGAAUAUGUUGGAAUUUCAGACUCCAGAACUUUUGAGAAUGCCAUUACAGGAACUUUGUUUACAUACCAAGCUCUUAGCCCCAGUUAAUUGUCCUAUUGCUGAUUUCCUUAUGAAAGCUCCUGAACCUCCACCAACUUUAAUUGUAAGAAAUGCUGUGCACAUGCUUAAGACAAUAGAUGCAAUGGAUGCAUGGGAAGAUCUCACUGAACUUGGAUAUCAUUUGGCUGACUUGCCAGUAGAACCACAUCUUGGUAAAAUGGUCCUAUGUGCUGUGGUGUUAAAGUGUCUGGACCCCAUCCUUACAAUUGCCUGCACACUAGCCUAUCGAGAUCCUUUUGUCCUGCCAACGCAGGCCUCUCAAAAACGUGCAGCUAUGCUUUGUAGGAAACGUUUCACUGCAGGGACUUUCAGUGACCACAUGGCACUUCUCAGAGCAUUCCAGGCAUGGCAGAAGGCUCGAAGUGAUGGGUGGGAGCGAGCCUUUUGUGAAAAGAAUUUUCUUUCACAAGCUACUCUGGAAAUAAUCAUAGGCAUGAGAACUCAGUUGCUUGGUCAACUUAGAGCAUCAGGUUUUGUGAGAGCACGAGGUGGUGGUGACAUUCGAGAUGUUAACACAAAUUCUGAGAACUGGGCUGUCGUUAAAGCUGCAUUGGUUGCAGGCAUGUAUCCUCAUUUAGUCCACGUGGACAGAGAGAAUGUAGUAUUGACAGGGCCAAAGGAGAAAAAAGUACGGUUUCAUCCCACUUCAGUUCUCAGUCAGUCUCACUAUAAAAAGAUUCCUCCAGCUAAUGGUCAAGCUGCAGCAAUUCAGGCACUGCCCACAGAUUGGCUUAUUUAUGAUGAAAUGACCAGAGCUCAUAGAAUAGCUAAUAUUAGAUGUUGUUCAGCAGUGACACCUGUCACUGUAUUGAUAUUUUGUGGACCAGCUAGGUUGGCAAGUAAUGCUCUUCAGGAACUUUCAUCUUUUCGAGCAGAUGGUAUUCCUAAUGACAGUAGUGAUAGUGAAAUGGAAGACAGAACUACUGCUAAUUUGGCAGCUUUAAAACUUGAUGAGUGGCUCAAUUUCAAACUAGAGCCAGAGGCAGCCAGUUUAUUGCUGCAGCUUAGACAGAAGUGGCAUAGCUUAUUUUUACGCCGAAUGAGAGCUCCAUCCAAACCUUGGUCCCAAGUUGAUGACGCUACCAUAAGAGCAAUUAUAGCUGUUUUAAGCACUGAAGAACAGUCUGCAGGUUUACAACAACCAUCUGGGAUUGGCCAAAGGCCAAGGCCUAUGUCUUCAGAAGAACUUCCUUUGGCAUCAUCUUGGAGGUCAAAUAAUAGUAGGAAAAUUUCAGCAGAUACUGAAUUUUCUGAUGAGUCUACUACUGCAGAAAGAGUAUUGAUGAAAUCUCCAUCUCCAGCACUGCACCCACCUCAGAAGUACAAAGACAGAGGAAUUUUACAUCCUAAACGAAGCACUGAUGACAGGUCAGAUCAGUCUUCUGUGAAUACAGACAGCAAUAAUUAUCAAAGUCCUUGUGCUAGUCCUUCUCCUCCAUCCUCAGGAAAGGGCUCAAAAUCUCCUUCACCAAGACCAAACAUGCCUAUUCGAUACUUCAUAAUGAAGAGUAGCAAUCUGAGAAACCUUGAAAUUUCUCAACAGAAGGGUAUCUGGUCUACAACCUCUAGUAAUGAGAGGAAGCUAAACCGAGCCUUUUGGGAAAGCAGCAUGGUUUACUUGAUAUUUUCUGUUCAAGGAUCUGGACAUUUCCAGGGAUUUUCUAGAAUGUCUUCUGAGAUAGGAAGGGAGAAGAGUCAGGACUGGGGUUCAGCUGGACUAGGAGGAGUGUUUAAGGUGGAGUGGAUACGAAAAGAAAGUCUUCCCUUUCAGUUUGCACACCAUUUACUCAAUCCUUGGAAUGACAACAAGAAAGUCCAGAUAAGCAGAGAUGGGCAGGAACUAGAACCUCAGGUUGGUGAACAGUUGCUCCAGUUAUGGGAACGCCUUUCAUUGGGAGAAAAAACCACAACUGAUUGACAUUCAGGUUAUAACAUACUUGACUUUGAGUACUGGCAGUAUUUGUGAUCAUUAAGGAUAUCUUUCAGAUUAUUUAUCUUUUCUUUUUUUCUUCUUUUUCUUCCUCUUCUUCUUCUUCUUUUUUUUUAACCCUUCCAGACUUCUUAGCUUCAGAAGAACAUCAUGCCUACUCAUAACCACUGAAUGCACUGACUUCCAAAAACUGAAAUGGGGUUGUGUGUUAUUCUGAAUGGGCUUUUCUGGUUGAAAGUGUUGCUUUAGAACCACCAUCUUCAUAUAAAAGAGAAAAGGAUAAUUUAAUUUUUAUAGUGAUCAUAGGGAAUGAUUAUAUGUUUGUUAAUAUGUUUAUAAUUGAAUGAAAUAGAGUUAGUUUCAUUAUUUAACACAAUAGCAGUUAAACAUACUUAAUUUGAAGUUAAACAUUUCAUUUGUUUGAAACACUGACUUAGAACUCUUAUUGGUGAUUUUUUUUAAUGCAGAGUAAAUUGUUUACUUUUAAGAAAGGUCUGACUAUAUCUGUCCAUCUGAGCAACAUUUUAGAAGAGUCGACUCUAAAGAUUUAUCAUUAAAAAACAAGCAAAGAAAAGCAAAUGACCAAAAUCUAAAAAUGUCCCUUUCAAAAAUAAUGUGUGCUGAUUAAGGACUAUUCAUUGUGCCAUUUUUAACCUGAGGCACAUUAAGGAAAAAAAAAAAGAAAGGAUGUUCUUUUUUUGCAACUAUGAAAUGCAGUAAAAACUGAAGAAAGGCAGAAUUCCUCCCUGACUUUGAUCAGAUUAAGUGCUUAGUUUUAUUCCUGGUGCUACCUCUUUUAACCUGAUGUGUCCCAAACAUUCUUUUCUCCUACAUUACAGUCACACAUCUCUGAUAUAAAAACAGUGAUUAUGAUCUUUUUGUUUUGGCUAGAGAAAGUUGAUUUAGACAAGUUAAAAAUUUAAGUAAAUUAUACAAGUUGAAAAGAAAUGCUCUUAACAGUUACUGGUAGCUUGGUUUCUCUGUGUCUUCCAAACUGAAGCCUCCAAACGCCACAAUUCUAAAUGCCUUCUAUUUGUUUUCUAGUACUUUUUAUUCUACUUAUGUUUCCAGGUAAGAUUUCUCUUUGUUUGCAUUUGUGGUUUAAUAAAUGGUGGGUAACUUUUUGUAAACCCAUGUUAGUGCCAACUCUCAUAUAUUUCUUUGCCAUCUCAGAAUUAUUUGGUUUGCUCUCUUUACCACAAUUGUCUAUGAAGUUUCCUUAGACGCUUUCUGAAGAGAAAUGGAGGUACAGGGAGAAAUCAAAGAAAUGUCUUGGUUACUGAGUUCUAUCUGGUUUGAUAGCACUUCUCAUGAUGCAGUUGGGUCAUUGCCAUGUAACAAAAAACCAACAUGAAUAUGAUUUAAAGACAAAAAGAAAACUCUAAGUCCUCUUCUUCUGUAUUUGAUAACAAAGAAGUGAAAAAUCAUGGGUCAACAUAAAAUCUUGGGAACUCUUCUACUUUCUCUGGGAAAGCAUUAUAUGUUGGUGCAUUAGUUUAAAAUGUCGGCUGUGACUUUUGCCUGUAUUUGUAGGUACAGGAUUUUUGUUUGUUUUAUACUUUGAAACAUACCUGUAAAUUAAGCCUAUGUGAAUUAUGUUCCACUAUAUGUAUAUUACGCUUCUUUUCCUAUUAGAGCAAGUUGUGGUUUUCUGAUAAUGGAUACAUUUUGUUUAGGCACAUAUUUAGCAGUUCACAGUGUCCUAAUUUGGAAGUAAGAACUUCUAAAAAAUAGAAGUUGUUUUAAUUUCCAUCUGUUUUCUAAUAUAUAUCCCUGUAUGUAAAUGAUGAGUUUGUUGAUAUUUAAGAUGAACACAAUUUGAAUGUAAUUAAAAUGCUGUUUUUUGGAAGAGAUGAACUUUAAACAUACUUAUUAAAUGAAGUUCUGUUAAAUCAUUAAAA
Messenger RNA from Delphinapterus leucas (beluga whale), 6412 nucleotides. It is a transcript of the gene YTHDC2, whose product is annotated as YTH N6-methyladenosine RNA binding protein C2. Lineage: Eukaryota; Metazoa; Chordata; Mammalia; Artiodactyla; Monodontidae. The record is from RefSeq and is a predicted model, not a curated record. Gene Ontology annotation, molecular function: RNA binding; protein binding; ATP binding. Gene Ontology annotation, cellular component: intracellular anatomical structure.